This is a messenger RNA of Mesitornis unicolor (brown roatelo), 1449 nucleotides long. RefSeq names its product mitogen-activated protein kinase 8-like. Gene Ontology annotation, molecular function: ATP binding; JUN kinase activity. Lineage: Eukaryota; Metazoa; Chordata; Aves; Mesitornithiformes; Mesitornithidae. The transcript has 6 exons. Gene Ontology annotation, biological process: JNK cascade; protein phosphorylation. Gene Ontology annotation, cellular component: nucleus; cytoplasm. The record is from RefSeq and is a predicted model, not a curated record. The coding region runs from base 22 to 534 and encodes 170 amino acids.
AUUUGGUCAGUUGGGUGCAUCAUGGGAGAAAUGAUCAAAGGUGGUGUUUUAUUUCCUGGUACAGAUCAUAUUGAUCAAUGGAAUAAAGUUAUAGAGCAGCUAGGGACACCAUGCCCCGAAUUUAUGAAGAAAUUACAGCCUACAGUCCGAACUUACGUGGAGAACAGACCCAAAUAUGCUGGCUACAGUUUUGAAAAACUCUUUCCAGAUGUCCUUUUCCCAGCGGAUUCUGAACACAAUAAGCUUAAAGCAAGUCAAGCAAGGGAUUUGUUAUCAAAAAUGCUGGUUAUCGAUGCUUCUAAAAGGAUCUCUGUGGAUGAAGCCCUGCAGCACCCAUACAUCAAUGUUUGGUAUGAUCCAUCAGAAGCAGAAGCUCCCCCACCAAAGAUACCAGAUAAGCAGUUAGAUGAGAGGGAGCACACGAUAGAAGAAUGGAAAGAGUUGAUAUACAAGGAAGUCAUGGACCUGGAGGAGAGAACCAAGAACGGGGUUAUACGUGGACAACCAGCCCCUUUAGCACAGGUGCAGCAAUGAUCAAUGGCUCUCAACAUCCAUCUUCAUCGUCAUCUGUCAAUGAUGUGUCUUCGAUGUCAACAGAUCCAACAUUGGCCUCUGAUACAGACAGCAGUCUAGAAACCUCAGCUGGACCUCUGGGUUGCUGUAGAUGACUACUUGCUCUUUUGGGGGGUGGGAGGGGGGUCCUUUUAGUCAUUAAUAGGGCACCUUUAAAAUUCAGUGGUAUUUUUGAGUGUUUUUUCAAAAAUAAUCGUAGAAUUCAUCAUCAAGUGCUGUAAGUUGUGUUAAAAGCAGCUACUUUUUUGCUGUAAUUAACUGUAAAAUAUUAAACCUGAUAAUUUUUAUUGUGGUUUUAAAAUCUGCAUAUUUGCUUUACUAUUAUGCUGCUGAUCUUUUUUUACUGAAUUUGUAAGAUUUGUUUUAUCAAAGCACAUAUUAAUGUUGUGGUCAUUACCGUAUAAUGAAUUAUUUAAGAUUUUAUAGGUUUUCAAUUUUUUAAUUAGAAUUUAUUCCAAAUGUUUUGUUCAUGAUAUCCUUCAGAGUUUUAUGCUUGGUCAUAUGUUCGUGUCCAGCUGGAGGGGAGAGGGAAUACAGCGCAGCCAGCUGUAGUUUUGGGCAUACUGCUACGGUACUGGCGCUGAAUAAAACCCUUUUUUAUUUUGGCCACUUGCCUACAGUACUUCAGCAAAGGCAACAAUUAGUGAAUUUUUUUUAGGGAAACAGUACACAAUCCUUUGCAAAGUAACCUCAUCUGUAUGGUUUUACGAACUGAAGCAAGCAAAGCGUAUCUUCAAAGCUGCAGAAUUCUCUAGCCUAACAAAGUAAUGUGAUGUUUUCUGCGGAGCUGUGGCAUGCCAAAUCUUACGAUCACCAUAAAACAUGAGGAUACUUCAUGAAUAAUACAUUGCAGUGCAAAUAAACUGUUUACUUCUA